Messenger RNA from Anopheles moucheti, 1755 nucleotides. Its product is annotated as putative cyclin-dependent serine/threonine-protein kinase DDB_G0272797/DDB_G0274007. Gene Ontology annotation, molecular function: calcium ion binding. Lineage: Eukaryota; Metazoa; Arthropoda; Insecta; Diptera; Culicidae. The record is from RefSeq and is a predicted model, not a curated record. The coding region runs from base 243 to 956 and encodes 237 amino acids. The transcript has 4 exons.
UGAAAUGUAUAUGCGUGAGGUUUUAGCGACGAACCUUUAACCUUCCACGCAUAGAGCCUGAUAGAUCCCAUUGCCAGUAUUAACCACGUAACACCUUCGGAACCAUUGUGUGCAUAGAUUAGUUCCAUUGUUUCCAUUGCAUAUCCCUGCCUGUCUGGUGGAUAAAAGUGAAAGUUUGUUGAAGUGCCGGACCGAUCGGAAGGGCUGCAGCAACGCCGCGACGUGUUCAAGGAAAACUUACGAUGAAGCAGAGUGUGCUGAUAACCUUGGGCAUAUUGAUGCAGCUUGCAUCGUUGGCUAUUUGUCAACGUGUAGCACCUGGAGUUAAUCCUAACCAUUAUCAACAGCAACAAUAUCAGCCGCCCUCUCCACAGUAUCAACAAGUUCCUCAACAACAGCAGCCCCAAUAUCAUCAACAACCUUCGCAGCAGCAACAUCAGCAACAGCAGCAGCAACAACAACCUCAGUAUCAGCAACAACAAUUUCAGCCACAGCAACAUCAGCCACAGCAACAUCAGCAACAACAACAACCGCCCCAGGGCGAUCAUGGCCAGCAGCAAGUGCUUCAUACUGGAAAUUUACAACAAGAGAAACAACACAUUGCUGAACAUAUGGAAGUACCGAUCGAUACAAGCAAAAUGAGUGAACAAGAACUGCAGUUCCAUUACUUUAAAAUGCACGAUUCUGACAACAACAACAAGCUGGAUGGCUGUGAGCUUAUCAAAUCGCUCAUUCAUUGGCACGAACAAGGCAAGGCACAAGAAAACAGUGGCCACCCGCAGCAUGAGGAGAAAAUAUUCUCUAACGACGAACUAUCUGCGUUGAUAGAUCCAAUUCUUAACUCAGACGAUCAUAAUCAAGAUGGUUUCAUCGACUAUCCGGAAUUUGUGCGCGCUCAGCACAAAGCAGCCCAGCAGCAGCAACAAGAACAGCAGCAACAACAGCCACACCCUUAGUAUGUGUAUAUUUUCUUCGCAGUUUUCAGAACUGGUUUCGUUGUAUCUGAGAUAGACUGAUAAAAUAAUAACUGAGCUUGUAAAGCCUAAGUCCUCACGCCUAAAGGUACUGAGUGACUUUUGGAUGAAACCGGAAAGCAUUUCUACUACUAAAUCUAAAGAGUUAAAUUGAAUUGACACAUUCCUGAUCAGUAUAUUGAUACGCAAAACAUUGGUUUAUCAAAUAGCGCAAUUCAGUAUUAGUUUCCGUUUCCGUCGUUUUUUCGUUCCAUUUAAAUACCUAUUGCAAUAAUUUCGCGAAAUAUUGGUCCUAUUUUUAUAACAUACCAUAGCAUAACUAAAGUUAUAGCCACAAAGUUAGCUAAUUUAUUUCACGUUGCAUUCGUGUAGGAGAAAAGGAUCGUUUGAAACAAUUUGAGUUCAGUUUUUGAAUGGAUAUUGUAUGAAACAUAAUGUCAGGGAAACAUGUUUUAUGGCAGCCAUGCGAAACAAUAACAGACCACACGCACAAUAAUAAUGACUUUUAUUUGUUUUAAUGAAUGUAAGUGAUUGUGCGCUUGAACGUGUGUUUUGAAUGUAUGUGUUUGUUUCGUUUAAGUUUCUUUGUUGCAAGUGAACAAAAACCGUCAUGAAUUGAAAAGAAUUACAUUUUGUUAUAAGCAACUACAUAAAAAACGGAUAGCAUUGUACUAUUGAUCACUGGUAAUCAUUCAUCGGGGUGUCCGAAAUUUCUCAUCUUGAUCAUUGUGUAGCGUUACGUUUGUGUGUUAAUAGACUCUAUAAUUUUAACCGCCGUUCG